Drechmeria coniospora is the source of this 4140-nucleotide messenger RNA. RefSeq names its product ATPase, P-type, calcium-transporting, PMCA-type. The coding region runs from base 1 to 4140 and encodes 1379 amino acids. The record is from RefSeq and is a predicted model, not a curated record. The transcript is spliced from 2 exons. Gene Ontology annotation, molecular function: ATP hydrolysis activity; ATP binding; P-type calcium transporter activity. NCBI's taxonomy places the organism in Eukaryota, Fungi, Ascomycota, Sordariomycetes, Hypocreales, Ophiocordycipitaceae. Gene Ontology annotation, biological process: calcium ion transmembrane transport; intracellular calcium ion homeostasis. Gene Ontology annotation, cellular component: intracellular membrane-bounded organelle; membrane.
AUGGCCCAGGACCCACCGAGGCCGAGCGUCUCCAUCUCGCCCAUCUCGCCCCCCGACGACGGCACGAGCCCCUCCACCAUGGUCGAACCGUCCCGAGGCUUCACCUCGGGCGCCCAGAAUCCUGGUCUGCGCCCCGAGGCCUCGUUCGACAGCAAGGACAGCCGGCCGACGAGCCCCCACAACGUCUCGAGUCCUGUCCUCGGACGGGGAGCCGACGACGGCGCCGGCUUCCUCUCCGUCCCGCACCCCGGCCGAUCCCGCCAGAACUCGGUCGACUCCCAGGAUGCGGCGCGAUCGGUUAGCUCCCAGGGCGAGACCACCGUCGUCGCCUCGAGCUACACCCAGGUUGAAAAGUUAAAGGCCGCAGGCAACGACAAGGUCAUGAAUGACGAAAAGGCCCUGACUCCCGACGUGGGAACCGAGGAAGAUUUCGAGGUCGACAACAACCCGUUCGCCUUCACCCCCGGCCAGCUCAACAAGAUGUUCAACCCGAAGAGCCUGCCGGCCUUUUACAAGCUUGGCGGCCUGCGCGGUUUGGAAAAGGGUCUCCGGUCGGACCGCAAGGCGGGCCUCAGCACCGAGGAGUCGCACCUCGACGGCGUCGUCACCUAUGACCAAGCCACCGGGAGCGGCGACAAGGCGACGACGGAAGGCGUCGCCGCCCCGAUGGUUCGCCAGCCGACGGACAAGUCGUUGCGGGCCAAAAGCGGUCCCUUCGCCGACCGGUACCGCGUCUUCCGGGACAACCGACUGCCGGAGAAGAAGGGCAAGAGCCUGCUUCAGCUCAUGUGGAUCACGUACAACGACAAAGUCUUGAUACUGCUCUCCAUUGCCGCCGUUGUCAGUCUUGGCGUCGGUCUCUACCAGACCUUUGGCCAGGCGCACCCGGACGGGGAACCUGCCGUCGAAUGGGUCGAAGGUGUCGCCAUCGUCGUCGCCAUCGCCAUCGUCGUCAUUGUCGGCUCCCUCAACGAUUACUCCAAGGAACGCCAGUUCGCGAGGUUGAACAAGAAGAAGCAGGAUCGCAACGUCAAGGUCGUCCGCAACGGGAAGACGGUGGAAAUCUCCGUCUUCGAUCUCAUGGUCGGCGAGGUCAUUCAUCUCGAGCCCGGCGACCUCGUACCCGUCGACGGUGUUCUCAUCGAAGGCUUCAACGUCAAGUGUGACGAGUCGCAGACCACGGGCGAGUCGGACAUCAUUCGCAAGCAAGGCGGCGACCAGGUGUUCUCCGCCAUCCAGAACCACGAGAACCUCAAGAAGAUGGAUCCCUUCAUCCAGUCCGGCGCUCGCAUCAUGGAAGGCGUCGGCACCUACAUGGCCACCUCGACCGGCAUCUACUCCUCCUACGGCAAGACGCUCAUGGCCCUGAACGAGGACCCCGAGAUGACGCCGCUCCAGGCCAAGCUCAACGUCAUCGCCACCUACAUCGCCAAGCUCGGCGGUGCUGCCGGCCUGCUCCUCUUCAUCGUCCUGUUCAUCCAGUUCCUCGUCCGCCUGCCGCGCCUGCCGCCCGGGACGACGCCGGCCGAGAAGGGCCAGAUGUUCCUGAACAUAUUCAUCGUCGUCGUCACCAUCAUCGUCGUCGCUGUCCCCGAAGGAUUGCCCCUGGCCGUCACCUUGGCCCUCGCCUUUGCCACGACGCGCAUGUUGAAGGACAACAACCUGGUUCGCCAUCUCAAGGCGUGCGAAGUCAUGGGCAACGCGACGACCAUAUGCUCCGACAAGACGGGCACCCUGACGCAGAACAAGAUGCAGGUCGUGUCCGGAACGGUGGGCACGAACCACCGGUUCGGUGGCGCCCGCCCCGUGUCGGCCGCCGACGACGAUGACGACGACGCGCCGCCGGCCCCCUUCGACACGAGUGCCGACGUCUCCGCCUCGCAGCUGACGUCGGCGCUCAGCGCCCCGGUCAGGGACCUGCUGCUCAAGUCCAUCGCCCUCAACUCGACCGCGUUCGAGGGUGAGGUCGACGGCGAGAAGACCUUCAUCGGCUCCAAGACCGAGACGGCGCUCCUUCUCUUCGCCCAAGCCCAUCUCGCCAUGGGCCCCGUCAGCGUGGAGCGCGAGAAUGCGACGACGGUCCAGCUGAUCCCCUUCGACUCGGGCCGGAAAUGCAUGGGCAUCGUCGUGCAGCUUCCCAAGGGUCGCGUCCGCCUCUACGUCAAAGGCGCCUCCGAGAUCCUCCUGGCGAAAUGCACCGAGACGUUGCGGGACCCUUCCGCCGACGACUCCCUCGCCGCGCUCACCCCCGACGACACGCAGACGAUCACGCGGCUCAUCGAGAGCUACGCCAUGCGCUCCCUCCGAACCAUCGGCAUCUGCUUCCGCGACUUCGAGUCUUGGCCGCCCAAGCCCGCCCGUCGCGGGGGCGGCGGCAAGGACGAUGUCCGGUUCGAGGACGUCUUUCAGAACAUGGCCUUCAUCGCCGUCGUCGGCAUCCAGGAUCCUCUACGCGACGGCGUCUUCGAAUCGGUGAAGCUGUGCCAGAAGGCCGGCGUCGUCGUCCGAAUGGUGACGGGCGACAAUAAGAUCACGGCCCAGGCCAUCGCCAAGGAGUGCGGCAUCCUGCAGCCGAACAGCGUCGUCAUGGAGGGUCCCGACUUCCGCAACAUGAGCAAGCUCCAGCAGGAGGAGAUCAUCCCGCGGCUGCACGUCCUCGCCAGAUCCAGCCCCGAGGACAAGCGCAUCCUCGUCAAGCGGCUCAAGGACAAGGGCGAGACGGUCGCCGUGACGGGCGACGGCACCAACGACGCGCCGGCUCUCAAGAUGGCCGACGUCGGCUUCUCCAUGGGCAUCGCCGGCACCGAAGUGGCCAAGGAAGCCUCCGCCAUCAUCCUCAUGGACGACAACUUCUCGAGCAUCGUCAAGGCCCUCAAGUGGGGUCGCGCCGUCAACGACGCCGUCAAGAGAUUCCUGCAGUUCCAGCUCACGGUGAACGUGACGGCCGUCGUGCUCACCUUCGUCACGGCCGUGUCCAGCGAUAAGGAGCAGUCGGUCCUGACGGCCGUGCAGCUCCUCUGGGUCAACCUCAUCAUGGACACGCUCGCGGCCCUCGCGCUGGCGACGGAUCCUCCGCAGGACAGCGUCCUGGACCGGAAGCCGGAGCCCAAGGGGGCGGGCAUCAUCUCGACGACGAUGUGGAAGAUGAUCCUCGGCCAAGCCAUCUACCAGCUCACCAUCACCUUCCUCCUGUACUACGGGGUCCCGAAUGGCUUGAUCGACGGCAUCAUCACCAACGAGCCUCUGCCGUCGGAGGUGGUCAACACGCUCGUCUUCAACACCUUUGUCUGGAUGCAGAUCUUUAACCAGUGGAAUAACCGUCGGUUGGAUAACAAGUUCAACAUUUUCGAAGGUCUCAGCCGGAACCCGUUCUUCAUCGGCAUCAGCCUCAUUAUGUGUGGCGGGCAGGUGCUCAUCAUCUUCGUCGGCGGCGCGGCCUUCCAGAUCGCCGAGGCGGCGAGCCGCGACGCGGCGCUGUGGGGCAUCGCCCUGAUCCUCGGCGCCAUGUCGAUCCCCGUCGGCAUUGUCAUCCGUCUCGUGCCCGACUCGGCCGUCGCGGCGCUCGUGCCGAACUUCCUGAAGCAGCGCGCGCACAAGGUGCCGGGCCUGACCGUCUCGGACGAGGAGAUGGACAUGUACCCCGAGCCGCUCGCCGACGUGCGAGACGAGCUCAACUUCCUGCGGCGCAUGAAGGGAGGUCGGUUGAACAACCUCAAGUUUGCCGUGCAGCACCCGCGGGACACGCUCAUGCGGCGGUCCCGGAGCCCGUCGCACUCGAGAUCGAACUCGGUGUACGGGCCGCCGUCGCCGACGCGGGAAGACAGCUUCGGGGACCGCGCGGCGACGCCCGACUCGCGACGACGGCCGAGGUCGAACCGGUCGCGCUCCAACUCGGCGCUCGGGGCGCCGACGGUCAUGGCCGGCAUCGUCGCCGCCGGUGUCGCCGCCGGCUGGUCGCCGAUCGGCCGACCCAACGCCGAGGGAAAGGGGGACGAGGCGGGCGAGGCCAACAAGAACAGCAACGGCAACAAGAACGUCGACGAAGACGACAACAACGCCCAUGCCACGAGCGGCGGAAGUGCCGAGGAGAAGGGCGCCGACGCGGGCGAAGCACAAGGCGGCGAGGGGAAGCGGCGGUAG